Oryzias melastigma (Indian medaka) is the source of this 1372-nucleotide messenger RNA. Its product is annotated as immunoglobulin kappa light chain. Bases 1 to 1059 code for a protein of 352 amino acids. Lineage: Eukaryota; Metazoa; Chordata; Actinopteri; Beloniformes; Adrianichthyidae. The record is from RefSeq and is a predicted model, not a curated record. Gene Ontology annotation, biological process: response to bacterium. The transcript is spliced from 5 exons.
AUGGUGACACCUGCUCGAGUGAUCUUCCUUCUGACAUGUUUGCUUUCAAGGAACAAUGAAUGUAUUUCAGCAUUGAACCCUCCUAUGGAAUCCUCUUCAUCUGAUCUUCGAGAAAGUGUUUUUAUCUCAGCUCACAUCGGAGGAACUGUAACUUUACCAUGUUUCUAUGAAGGAAAUUAUCUGCAAUAUGUUUUAUGGUACAAAUAUAUUCUGGGACAAAAACCAAAACUUGUGUCCUACCAUAGUAAAUAUUCAAAAUUACCCUUCUCCAGUGAAUACAUGAAUGAUCCACGCUUCACAUUAAAACCAUCAGACAAAAGUGUUAAUUUGACAAUUUCAUAUCUGAAACUAUCAGACUCAGCAAAUUACUUCUGUAUUUCAGAUCAUCAAACAUAUAUUUUUUUCAAAGCAGCUAUUACAGUUGAUGUUAAAGGAUCAGGUUUAACCAUCCAGACUUCAGUAGAUCAGUCGUCCUCUGAGAACAUCCAUCCUGGAGACUCUGUGACUCUGAACUGUACAGUACACACUGGGAGCUGUGAUGGAGAACACAGAGUUUACUGGUUCAAAGACUCUGAAGACUCUCAUCCAGGACUCAUUUACACUCAUGGAGGCAGGAAGGAUCAGUGUGAGAGAAAGAAGAACACACAAACACACAGUUGUGUCUACAAUCUCCACAUGAAGAAUCUGAAUGAGUCUCAUGCUGGGAUCUACUACUGUGCUGUUGCCUCAUGUGGACACAUUCUGUUUGGAAAUGGGACCAAACUGAACCUCACAGCUCCUCUGAACUCUGUGAUUCUUCACACUUUGGUUGGAUUAUUGACCAUCAUGAGCGUCCUCGUUGUUUUUCUGCUUUUUCUUCUGUGGAAGAUCAACAAGAGAAACAACUGCACCUCCACAGAAGAAAGAUCACCUGCUGCACCCUUAAGAAGCUCAGAGGCUGAGAACAAAGACACAGAAAGUCUCCAUUACGCUGCUAUAAAAGUCAAGGGGUCCAAGAGAUCAAGAAGACAGAAGAACGACUCCAACUCAGACUGUCUUUAUGCCGGUGUGAGACCAUAGAUUUAAACUUUGAAGUCACUGAUUUGAUUUUUAUUGACCUUUCCCCUAUAUAAAAUAACAAAAAAUGAAUUUUUCUAAUAUUGUCUGUGGUAAAAAUGAAACACUGGAUUUUAUUUCAGGGGAUUUUGUUUAGUAAAUUUGAUGUAUUUAAUUUUUUGUUUGUUUGUCAUGAAUUAGAAGCUAUUUGCCCUUAAUUUAGACAGUAUUUGAUUUUUCACAUUAAACAGAAAUCAUUCAACAUUAAAUUAUUUAGAAGGCAAUGCUUUCGAGAACUAGUCCUCUCCUUAACUCCAUCAGUGGGUGUGCCUGGUCG